AUGUACGCGGAGGGCCGUCACAUCGUCAUCUUGCUCGACAACGCCAGCUCGCACACGCUGAAGAGCGAGAUGGCUUGGAGCGAGGUCGUUCACGGCUUUCGCACGACCUGCAUGAGCAACAUCCCCUUGGUGUUUCUGCCGCCGAACACCACAGCAUUCACCCAGCCCCUGGAUCAGGGGAUCAUCGCCACCGCCAAGGCGCGCUACCGUCAGCACUGGAUGCGGAAUUUCACGGCCCUGUGGGCGGCGGACGGCGCAACAAGCAGCUGCGAGCGGUGCUCGUGGCGCACCGGAUGCCUACCUCAUUCGUGGGCCAUGGAGCUGUCGCAUGUUCACGAUAGGGAUGGUUACGGUGGCGAAGGUGAACUUGACGGCACACGCGUUGAUGCCUACCCCGACAUCGAUCUCGACGAGGAUAUCGGGGAUGUCGGGAUUCUCAUUUCCCGACUCGGACUCAGGCCCGGCGCGAUGCCCGCUGCUGAGUAUGUCGCCAUCGACGAGGAUCAACCGACAUGCGCCGAGACCGGCGAGGACCCGCUGGCGGGAGAGCCGGGUGCGGGCGUGGUGGCGGAACUUUGGGAGGCGCCAACCACCAUGCAAGCCGUGUACGAGGCGUGA
Molecule: messenger RNA, 618 nt
Organism: Closterium sp. NIES-65
Lineage: Eukaryota; Viridiplantae; Streptophyta; Zygnematophyceae; Desmidiales; Closteriaceae
Source: the annotation of a GenBank genome assembly